Molecule: messenger RNA, 2799 nt
Organism: Boeremia exigua
Lineage: Eukaryota; Fungi; Ascomycota; Dothideomycetes; Pleosporales; Didymellaceae
Product: indole-3-glycerol phosphate synthase-domain-containing protein
Exons: 1
Coding region: 97-2412 (771 amino acids)
Biological process (GO): L-tryptophan biosynthetic process
Cellular component (GO): cytosol
Molecular function (GO): indole-3-glycerol-phosphate synthase activity; anthranilate synthase activity; phosphoribosylanthranilate isomerase activity
Source: RefSeq, a predicted model, not a curated record
UUCAGCAUAGCAGUUGGAUCCUACACGUACUGCAGAUCCACACUUCAGACGACACGCACCGAUCGUAGGAGCCCUUGGCCUGCAUACGCCGCCGACAUGCCUUCUCUCGCCCUCAUCGAUCACUCACCCCGCCAACCGAACCCCUCCCCGCCGAUACCCACUGCCUCCAACGUCAUCCUCAUUGACAACUACGACUCCUUCACCUGGAACGUCUACCAGUACCUCGUCUUCGAAGGCGCCACCGUCACUGUAUACCGCAACGACGAGAUCACCCUUGACGACCUCAUUGCGAAGAACCCCACACAGUUGGUGGUCAGUCCUGGGCCAGGGCACCCGACCAAGGAUGCAGGAAUCAGCAAUGCCGCAAUCCAGCACUUUGCUGGAAAGAUUCCCAUCUUCGGCGUAUGCAUGGGCGAGCAGUGCAUCUUCUACUCCUUCGGGGGCACAGUGGACGUGACAGGCCAGAUUUUGCACGGCAAGACAUCACCUCUCACCCACGACGGCAAGGGCGUCUAUGUCGGUGUCACUCAGAAGGUCCCCGUCACAAGAUACCACUCGCUCGCCGGCACUCAUGCCACCCUGCCUGACUGUCUUGAAGUGACCUCGACAAUCCCAGCGAAUCCUGACUCAGACAUCAAGGAGGUCAUCAUGGGAGUGCGCCACAAAGAAUUCGUGAUUGAAGGUGUGCAAUUCCACCCGGAGAGCAUCUUGACAGAAGACGGACGAAUCAUGUUCAGGAACUUCCUCCAAAUGCAGGGCGGAACCUGGGCGGAGAACGAGAAGCUGCGGAAGGAAGCACACGCAAAGGCGACUGGUGUCGCGACAAACGGUACCACCGCCGACACCAAGAAGGACAAGCAGACAUCGAUCCUGGAAAAGAUCUACGCACACCGCAAAGCCGCUGUUGCUGAGCAGAAGAAGAUUCCGUCUCAAAGGCCGAGCGACCUCCAGGCUUCUUACGACCUGAACCUCGCUCCGCCGCAAAUUAACUUUCCCGAACGCCUCCGUCAGUCACCUUACCGCCUUUCCCUCAUGGCUGAGAUCAAGCGCGCAUCGCCAUCCAAGGGCAUAAUCUCGCUUUCUACCUGCGCGCCUGCUCAGGCACGAACAUACGCAAAGGCUGGCGCCAGCACCAUCUCUGUGUUGACCGAGCCUGAAUGGUUCAAGGGUAACAUUGAUGACCUCAGGGCUGUGCGCCAAAGCCUGGACGGUAUGCCCAACAGGCCCGCAGUUUUGCGCAAGGAGUUUAUCUUCGACGAGUACCAGAUUUUGGAGGCAAGGUUGGCCGGUGCAGACACAGUUCUCCUGAUCGUGAAGAUGCUCGACCAGGAGCUCCUCGAGAGACUGUACAAGUACUCGCAAUCACUUGGCAUGGAGCCUCUUGUUGAAGUCAACAACGUCGAGGAGAUGGAGAUUGCUGUGAAGCUUGGGUCAAAGGUCAUCGGCGUCAACAACCGCAACCUCGUAAACUUCGAGGUCGACAUGGACACCACUAGCCGCCUCAUGAGCAUGGUCACAAAAGACAUCAUUGUCUGCGCCUUGAGCGGAAUUGCUGGCCCCAAGGACGUCGAACCCUACGUGGAGAACGGCGUUGGCGCAGUCCUGGUCGGCGAAGCGCUUAUGCGAGCGUCGAACACCGCUGAAUUCAUUGUGGAACUCCUCGGCGGCACAACAGUAAAGCCGGCACGAGUCUCUUCAACACCCAUGGUCAAGAUCUGUGGAACACGGAGCGCUGAAGCAGCGAAGACAGCUAUUGAAGCAGGUGCCGACCUGAUCGGUAUGAUUCUGGCGAUCGGCACAAAGCGCACCGUUUCUGCAGAAACAGCCCUGGCAAUCUCAGAAACAGUGCACAAGACGAAGAAGCCGCAAGUAACGAAGUCAGGGUUGCUGGCAGAUGCGAAAUCUGCCUCUGACUACUUUGACCACGCCACGCAGCGACUCGUGUCUGUCGAUGACCGGGCUCUGCUUGUCGGUGUGUUCCGCAACCAGUCAUUAGAGUAUGUACUGGAGCAGCAGCGAUUGCUGAAUCUGGACAUUGUUCAACUUCACGGCCAAGAACCGGUCGAGUGGGCCAAACUCAUCCCAGUGCCAGUCAUCAAGGCGUUCAACCCCCACGAUCACGGCAUCGGAAGCCGCGGUCACCACGCGCUGCCGCUUCUUGACGCGGGGUCUGGUGGAUCUGGCAAGCAGCUUGACCUUUCCGAAGUGAAGGAUGUUCUCGCAAAGGAUGAGGGUCUUAAGAUCAUCUUUGCAGGUGGUUUGAACGCCGACAAUGUGCAAUCCACGCUGGGCGGUCUUGACGAGUACCGAGACAGAGUCAAGGCGGUGGACGUCAGCAGUGGCGUAGAAGGCGACGAUGGUCAGCAGAGCUUGGACAAGAUUCGAGCAUUCAUCAAGGCAGCGAAGAGUUAGACAUAGGCUAGUUCGAAUUACCGGCCUGCGAACCGACUCAUUAUUAACACCUCGAAAUCAAGUACACCAUGUUCGAUGCGCCUGUUAACACUCAUGGAUACAUCUAACUAACCAUCAGGGUACGGCAAUGGAAGCGCCAAGAGCAACGUAGCGGACGGAGUGGGAGCGGUGACCGGUCGCACUCUCACCUGUCUUAGCGUUGAAUCGCGCGAUUAGAAGUAGUCUUACUUCAAAGUAGGCACACCACUAAAAGGUGAAGUACUUGACUGUUGCAGAACCUGUUGCCUGAUAAAGAGUCGUCACCCACAGUUGAUAGCUUUGGAUUUCUUCCUUCUACACCCACCUCUAACUACAACUCACCUAGACCGUGCCUGUGGUUCAUUCAAG